AUGCAGCCACAUUUACCAAUGAUGUCAAAUCCACGCAUGUCAGUGACAACUGCAGGCGCACCGAUGAAUGUUGUUGCCCCACCUUCUUCGCUUCCUCGUCAAUCAUCACCUUACAUGCGUCCACCAAUGUACGAGAAAAAUAAACGUAGUACAUAUUCGAAUGACUUACGUAACAAUAGCACAGGUCCAACUGGGCCAUCAGGGGCGACGACGGCACAAAUAUUACAACAAUCAGCACCGACUACAUCAUCAAUGUAUGGUGUACAACAACCUCAACUUCAGCAACCACCGUUACCCAUGUCGCAAGGUCCAAUUAGACAGAAAAAACGAAAACGUUUGACUGAAAAAGUCAUUCAUAAACAAAUACGAUCAUUAGUUCCUGAAUCACAAGCCUAUAUUGAAUUGUUACGUCUUGAACAAAAACUCGAUACAACUUUAAUGCGUAAACGUCUUGAUCUACAAGAAACACUUAAACGACCACAAAAGACAAAAAAAAAAUUACGUAUAUUUAUUAGUCAUCAGUAUCCGGUGCGUUUUGAUCCAGAGAGUAAUCUCGACGAAGACAAUAUGGUUCAAUACUGGGAAAUGCGAGUAGAGGGCCGUUUAUUAGAUGAUGUAAAUCGCGAUUUUGUUCUUUUUUAUAUCGCAUUGGCGUCGAAAUAUGAUCUAGGAAAAACAAAACGAAAAUUCUCUUCAUUUUUUCGAAGUCUUGUGAUUGAGCUUGAUAAAGACUUGUAUGGUCCAGAUAAUCAUUUAGUUGAAUGGCAUCGUACUAAUGCAACAUCAGAAACAGAUGGUUUUCAAGUUCGUCGUCCAGGCGACCAAAAUGUAAAAUGUACAAUUUUAAUGUUACUUGAUCAUCAGUAUCGAUUAGAAAAUCGUUUAGCACGUUUACUUAGUUUAAGCACUGGUACAAGACAAACAAUUAUCCAUGCCAUGUGGCAAUAUAUCAAAACACAUAAACUACAAGAUUCAGAAGAACGAGAGUUUAUUAAUUGUGAUGCACAUCUACAAUCGAUAUUUGAUUGUUCAAAAAUGAGAUUUUCCGAUCUACCAGGCAGAUUGAAUAAAUUAAUUCUACCUCCGGAACCGAUUAUUAUAAAUCAUACAUUGUGUAUUGAUGGUACCGAUCCAAAAAAACAUGCUUGUUAUGAUAUCGAUGUUGAAAUUGAUGAUCCUAUUCGUGAUACAAUGCGAACUUUUUUAUCACCACAAAAUACUCAUGAGCUAGAAGACCUUGAUGGCAAAAUUCUACAAUAUAUUGAUAGUAUUAAUCAAUUGAAACAGAGUCGAGAAUUUUAUUUAUCAUUUGCUGAUGAUCCACAAGGUUUUAUUUGUAAAUGGUUAGCAUCACAAUCGCGAGAUUUAAGAAUAAUGACCGAUCAAAAUGGUAAUACAGAAGAAGAACGGCGUUCAGAAUAUUAUUAUGAACAAUGGUCAGUCGAAGCUGUUAGUCGAUAUUUUUACAAUAAAGUUCAACAAAAACGAGCUGAACUUGAACAGGCUCUGGCAACAAAUAUUCACCAUGGUUUAUCUAAUUCUCAAGUUGCAACAGUAUCACGUUUCAAAUUCAUACGUAAUAAUAUUAUAAAUGCUGUAACUGGUACAAAUAACAAAUCAAUUGAAAAAGACGAGAUGAACAAAACAGAAACGAUUCAAAAGACAACAAAAAAUGACGAUGAACAAUUUCAACGUUUAAAUAAAUCCAUUAUUAAAACACCACUGUUAAACACUCUCGCAAAUCUUACAGUAGAAAAAACAGAUAAAGUAGUAACAUCAACUCAGAAUCUUUCGCUUGUUCGACAAACAAUUCCAGCAUCAUCAAUUGUUAAAACUAUUGCUAAUAAAUACAAAUGGUUACGCGUACGGUCAUCCAAACGACGGCCAAUAAUAAAUAAUACGUUAGUACUUGAUCGCAGAGUAUUGAAUGGUCGAGUAUCCAAAACGAACCAGAUAAAAAACAUAUCGUUAUCGUCGCAUUUGGUGAGAAUUCGUGGUAUUGGUUUUAACACGGCGAAUAAUGGAAAAUCUUUACAAAGAUUACAAUCAGAUUCAAGUAAUCGAAGUUUAAUAGUGAAAAAGCCUGAUAAUACAUUGUUAAAAGCAAGAUUUUUGAAUGGUCGUUGUAAAAAUACAGAUUGUCUGUAUUCUCAUAUAGCCAUUCCAGGAAAAGUUCCAACGUGUACGUAUUUCAUCAAAGGUGCAUGUGGACAAGAUCAUUGUCCUUACGCACAUUCUUAUGUUGGUAACGAUGCAAAAAUAUGCGAUGAUUUUGUUCAAGGUUAUUGUAAAAAUGGAAUAGAAUUUGAAUCAACUGGUAGUUGUUCACAUGGAAAUUCAUGUCAUUUACUUCAUCGUCGUAAACAGAAAGACAAGCUUAAACGAAAAACAAAGAAGAUCGACAAUAAAAAAGCAGAAAAUAAUCAAAAACUAUUGUCACCACAAUGUGAAAUAUUGUCAUACAUACCAUUGGAUCAAGGUAUCGUUGAAUCAUCACCCAAAACACCAUUAUCAGUUCAAACAGUACCAUUAAGUGAACUCAAAUUACGACCAAGUUUUCUUUGA
This is a messenger RNA of Didymodactylos carnosus, 2565 nucleotides long. The record is from the annotation of a GenBank genome assembly. Lineage: Eukaryota; Metazoa; Rotifera; Eurotatoria; Philodinida; Philodinidae.